Messenger RNA from Durusdinium trenchii, 1800 nucleotides. The record is from the annotation of a GenBank genome assembly. Lineage: Eukaryota; Dinophyceae; Suessiales; Symbiodiniaceae.
AUGUAUUGCCAAAAGGACACGGAUAAAUGCAAUCCUUGUGCCGGAAAGAGGCCCCGACCCGAAAAGCCUGAUGGCAGCUAUGACACCGCGGGCGCGAUUACCGCCAUCGCGGAAGGUGGCAUGUCCGCGUUUCGGAGCAAGUUCAUUGACAACGGGUUCAUCACCAUGUCCGGCUGGGGCUACGUGGGCGCGGGCGUCAUGGAUGGUGUCCUGGGCGUGAUGGAAGCCGGGGAACCCGACAGCGCAGCUUGGAACGUCUACAAGCUGGAAAGUUAUAUCUCCGAGGCCGUGGACUACAUGAUUUGUGAAUUCAAAGAAAUCUUGGGGGACUACUUUGCAGCUUACAUGGGCUCUACACAGCUUUGCAACUACAAUAUUGGCAUCGACUCGAUGGCUGCCGAAUGGAAAGAUAAUUGUCGCCGCCGGCAGUGUUUGAACUACACGGACCUCCCCUCGGAUGAGCGGGGCGACUGCUGCACCGUGCAGACUGGCGCAGCUGAUGUGGACUGUGAGGACGCCAGCCAUGAAGAUAUCAAGCAGGGCCAGGCCUUUUGCCGGCUCAAUGGGGAGUUUUCACCUGGCACUGGAGUUUGUAGCCCUUCCCGUAGAUGCUUACAGUGUAUGACCUUCGAGAUGGCCAUCGAGGACACCAAGGAGCAGAUUAACUUGUACAAGACCUACCCGACGAACUGGGGGGCUGCCCUCGAGGGCUACAGCAACGUGGAUGCCAUCAUUGCCCUUUGCAAGGGCACCAUGAUGAUGGUCACCUUUUACCAAGAGCUGGUUUUGUUGGGAGGGAUCGGGUCGAUGGGAAACUUCCAGUCGUUUUGCUCCAGCAGCUAUGACCAGCUGAAGACCAAGAUUGACCAUCUCAUGAACAGUGCCUCACAGGUGGUCGAAGACUCCUCGUGCACGUAUGGAGAUGAUGUUGAGUUCUGUGUGCCAUCGUCGAAGUGCAGCCCUACGGGUGGACUUUGCAUGAACGAGGGCUGGACCGCUUGUCCGGCGACGUUCAAGAAGCCUGUGUGCAUCUUCACCCGCAUGGGCUGCUCAAGGCCCUACUCCAUGUUGGGGUCUUCCUAUUGCCUAGAUGCCGGGAACGCUUUUUGCGCGGGCGAUGCGGACUGCAACGUGGACGCGUGCUAUUUUGCCUGUAUGGAGCAGGAUGGCAAUUGCAAUAAGUACGUUCACGGCGUGUUCCAACACGAGAAGAAGGCGGCGACUCAGAAGCUGAAGGAGAUCUACACUGAACAGCUCCAGAACGUGACACAGUUUAUGGCCGUCUUGAAGGACUAUGCAGACAAUGGGCUCCCACAGAAUGCCUUUGGCUCCUACCGGAAAGUCGGCUACCGGAUGCCCGCUUGUACCGGCAAGACCGCGAGUCAACAGGUGGGGGAGAUUAGGGAUGAGAGUGUGAAGAUUUAUCCUGCAGAUUUGAGCUCAAGAAGGGAGGUGGACAGCAAGCUCAACUUCCUGAUCAUAAAUUUCUUGGGGGCUGGGAUUAGAGAUGAAGGAGGACAAACGCAGGGUUGCACGGUGAUUGACAUCAUCAAGAAGGUUGGUGGCAAGAGCCUAGCCAAUGUGAUGAUCAAAGGAUCAAAGGACAGUUGUACAUCGGAAGUGAUUGCGCCGACCUCAAGCGGGGAGAAAUGUGAUGCCGGACGCAUGAAGAGAUCAAAAGGGUUGGAGUUGCAUGAGCGCAUGAAGCACAGCGAUGCAAGAAAGGCGGCAAAAGUUAAAGAGAGAAGGAAUGAGAAGGAAAGCAGAGACAAGGAGCGUGUCCGAGGACACAGUGAAUAA